UCGGCAGCCAGAGGAACUUUUUUUGUUUGCCCAACAACCCAUCAAUUGGUUUGUUUUGAGCAGCAGACCAAACAAGUGGGUGAAGCGAAGUGCGACGUGGAAUUGACGCGAUUCUCUAAGCGUCUUAAAUUCUACCGUCACCGUUCAUUUUGGGCCACAACUGCAGCAACAGCUGUGGAGUGGUGAUCUGGCAUAGCCUGCGGCUUCGCGGCAAGUGGCACAACCCACGUCGCACUUGUAAAUGAGACCGGCUGCCAGUGCUGAAAGAGACAACGCAGCGACAACUUUACCUCAUUGAUGAUCCCCAUGAAAGAACGCAAAGAUCGCAAGGAAAUCAUGAACGGACGCACCAUUCGCAUCAAUCGUGUGCCAGCCACCAUCACAGCCAUUCUGCUGACCAUUGUGCUCGUCUACUUUCUCAACUUCCAUCAGGAGGAGCGACCAUCCAUCUAUGGCAUGCUCCGCAGCGACAACAAAGUAAAUCUACGUAAAAUGCUGAUUGCCGCCAUUCAAGCGGCACAACGCGGUGGUCUCGAGAUAGUCGAUGUAGCCAACAGCCGUCAGCUGAAGGAGCGCAGCAAAGGCAAAACAGCCGAGGGCGUCAAUGAUCCUUUCACUGAUGCCGAUGGGAGAUCGCAUUGUGUGAUGAAGCAGGGCCUGAAACGCAUCUUUCCACGGGUGCAUAUCUUCUCGGAAGAGGAUAAGGAGCAUUGUCAAGAUGCGCACAGCUUCGACUUGGACCCCACAGUGCUGCACGAAACGGCCAUUGUGCCCGACGUGGCUGUGACGGCCCAAGACGUCACUGUCUGGGUGGAUCCACUGGAUGCCACCAAGGAGUUUACAGAGGAACUCUAUGAAUAUGUGACCACAAUGGUGUGUGUGGCUGUUGCUGGCCAGCCAGUUAUUGGCGUCAUCCAUAAUCCCUUCAGUGGACACACGGCUUGGGCGUGGGUGGGCCAUAGCAUGUCGGAGUAUCUGGCCGAAUUGCACAAGCUGCCGCGUGCUGAUAAAGGCAGCGAUCCCAUCAUCACCAUCUCCAGAUCGCACACUGCCGCCGCCCAGGAUGUGACGCGUGCUGUCUUUGGGCAGAACGUUAACAUCCUGACAGCUGCCGGCGCUGGCUAUAAAGUGCUGCAGGUGGUGGCCAACAAUGCCACAGCUUACCUGCACACGUCCAUCAUUAAGAAGUGGGACAUUUGCGCUGGCGACGCAAUACUGCGUGCUCUGGGCGGCGCCAUGACCACGCUGAACGAUGAAUCGAUCAACUACGGACCCAAUGAGUCGCCCGUGAAUAAGGACGGUCUCUUGGCUAGCCUCACACAUCACGGCGAUUACAUGGAGCGUGUGUCCAAAUAUCGUGCUCAACACAAUGGCAAGCUGAGGUAGUGAAGGAGUCCUAACUAUCCCCAUACUACCACAUAUACACUCUCUGGAAUCGGGAAUCGAGAAUCUCUGGCAGCAGAUGCUGUGUGCACGUGGAACGUCCUCAGCUUAGGCAUAAGUUUAAAGUAGCGAAACAAAAACCUGUUUUUCAUGUCGAUUCGUCUCAACUUCGACGGGUCAUGAACCCCAAGAAGACUCGCGUCCAACUGAAUAAAAUUACAUAAUUAUUUUUUUUA
Messenger RNA from Drosophila albomicans, 1619 nucleotides. RefSeq names its product putative inositol monophosphatase 3. The record is from RefSeq and is a predicted model, not a curated record. Gene Ontology annotation, cellular component: endomembrane system. Gene Ontology annotation, biological process: phosphatidylinositol phosphate biosynthetic process. The transcript is spliced from 3 exons. The coding region runs from base 298 to 1386 and encodes 362 amino acids. Lineage: Eukaryota; Metazoa; Arthropoda; Insecta; Diptera; Drosophilidae. Gene Ontology annotation, molecular function: 3'-nucleotidase activity.